Molecule: messenger RNA, 541 nt
Organism: Pieris rapae (cabbage white)
Lineage: Eukaryota; Metazoa; Arthropoda; Insecta; Lepidoptera; Pieridae
Product: probable salivary secreted peptide
Exons: 1
Coding region: 43-399 (118 amino acids)
Source: RefSeq, a predicted model, not a curated record
UAUGCUCUCAUUAGCACAACAGUGCUAACGAACGAACGAACAAUGCGUCUCUUAUCUCUUAUCAGUCUACUUUGCUUGGCCGCGGCCGUAAGCAGCCAAAGUCAUGACUUGUCUCUUGGUCAAGCAACUUACGGCGACGUGAUCGUCUACAAACUGAACGAGCACAAAUAUGGUUUCCCUUUCAUGGUGAGGACCAGUAUUAUUGAGUAUCCUGAGCCGGGGCAGCACAAUUUUGCCUAUAUUAAGGCGAUUUAUAUCAAGGACAACGAGAGAGAUGGCACCGGAGGUUACCCAACUAUUUCGGCUGGUGGUAUUGGGCAGCGUUUUGUGAAGAUCAAGCUUAAAAGCCAGAGAGGCUCAGGAAUGAAUUUCACGAUAACCAUCUAUGGAAGAUACUAGUCUUAUGUGCCAGGCCUAUUCAGUAUUAUUAGUGAUAUGUUCGUAUAAGUGAUAUUUUUGGUAAUAUAUCGAAAUUAUUUUUUUGUUAAAAAAUGUUAUAAAUUGGUUUACUUAAUUUAAAUAAAUUAUUUAUUAUUGUGUA